This is a messenger RNA of Alligator sinensis (Chinese alligator), 1790 nucleotides long. It is a transcript of the gene DCTN6, whose product is annotated as dynactin subunit 6. NCBI's taxonomy places the organism in Eukaryota, Metazoa, Chordata, Crocodylia, Alligatoridae. Gene Ontology annotation, cellular component: dynactin complex. The record is from RefSeq and is a predicted model, not a curated record. Bases 116 to 688 code for a protein of 190 amino acids. Gene Ontology annotation, biological process: mitotic spindle organization. Gene Ontology annotation, molecular function: dynein complex binding. The transcript has 7 exons.
CUGCAGAGCGCGCAUGCGCGCAUGCGCGCAGCGCUAGGCCGGGCAGCGGAGCGCCGAGCGCUUCUCUUGCGGGGUGCCCGCCCAGGUGCGUGGAUCGAGCGCCGAGCGGCGGAAGAUGUCGGAGAAGCUGCAGAAGAGCGUGAAAAUCGCUCCCGGCGCCGUGGUCUGUGUGGAAAGUGAGAUCCGGGGAGAUGUAACUAUCGGACCUAGGACAGUGAUUCAUCCAAAAGCACGGAUCAUUGCAGAAGCGGGACCAAUAGUGAUUGGUGAAGGCAACCUAAUAGAAGAGCAAGCACUUAUCAUAAAUGGAUUUCCUGAAAAUAUUACACCAGACACCGAAGGAAUGGAACCAAAACCAAUGGUCAUUGGCACCAAUAAUGUUUUUGAAGUUGGUUGCUUUUCACAAGCCAUGAAAGUGGGUGAUAACAAUGUAAUUGAAUCAAAAGCGUUUGUGGGCAGGAAUGUGAUUCUGACCAGUGGCUGCAUCAUUGGGGCCUGCUGCAAUGUCAACACAUAUGAAGUUAUCCCUGAGAACACUGUGAUCUAUGGAGCUGACUGCCUGCGUCGAGUCCAGACGGAGCGUCCCCAGCCACAAACGCUGCAGCUGGAUUUCCUGAUGAAAAUCCUGCCAAAUUAUCACCAUCUAAAGAAGACUAUGAAAGCAGCAUCUACUCCUGUUAAGAGCUAAGAGUUCUCCCAUCAAGAUAUCUUUCCCUCUUCUGCUCCUACUGAUUUAGGAACUUUUCUUCCAAUUUCCAACUCUAUGUGCACAAAGAAGUCAUUGAUUUUUUUUUGAUUUUUUUUUUUUCUCGUUCAUUUGAUUCUGGUCAAACUGCUUGUGGCAUUUCUUUUGUUUGUAGGGUUUUUUUCCUUUUAACUAUUUAUAUUCAGUAAACAGCUGAAAAAUAAAUCCUGGAUCCCAAAUCUGACUAGCAAUUCUUAUGGCUAUAAUAUCGUGCAUAAUUCUUUCUAGGUAAUCAAGUCUUGCAAGGUAGGACAUAAAUUACCUUUCAACAUGGCACAAAAAGUGGUGAAGGACUAGAAAAUAUUUCAUCGCAUAUUCUGUGCUAUUAAUAAAGAUAUUAACGUCCUUGUCUUGUUAUCUUCAAUUAUUAGAUUUUCUCCAGGAUGUUCAGCUAAUGGUAACACCAUCCUGUCACAGUGUUUAUGUGGUUAUCAUCACUGGCAAUUUAUGUCAGUGCAAACCUGGUUAUAUUAGUAUAAGAAGACCUGUGUCUCCAUGACAGAUGCAAAUAAUGAAUAAAUAAGUAUAAUUUCCCAGUGGAGUGAGUAAGUUAUGGUGCAGUAGUGUUUGUAGUUAUAUCUUGAUGGUCUUCAGCAGUCCUUCCAUGCUGCUUUGCACUGUGUUACUGGUCAUUCUGUUUGCCUGCAUGUCCCCAGCUGCUCUAGGGUCAUGUUGAGUGGAUGCCACCUGCUGUUCAAAUGCUAACAUGCAGCCAGAUUUUGUGUUAGGAAGCCCAAGUGUCAACUUAACACCCGAACAUACUGAGCUUAUUUUUAUAGCUGCUUCUGUGCCCUCCCUGCUUUUCAUGUUUUCAGCUGGUCUUGUUGAGGUCACGAAUCUCCCGUACCUGUGGAAAGAAGCAAGGGUCUAGAAAUUUGUGGUGUCUAGACAUGGUUAUGUAGACCUAUUUCACAAAAUUUCCUCAGUGAUAGCCUCAUGGGAUCAUAACUGGGUGCUGUCAUGACCCAAAGGGUAUGAUUUUGUGUGUGCUUUGGCACUGCAGAAUUAUUUCCCGCUACGUGGAGCUUUCUUUGCACGGUGCAAU